This is a messenger RNA of Oryza brachyantha (malo sina), 1742 nucleotides long. RefSeq lists its product as uncharacterized. The transcript has a single exon. The coding region runs from base 29 to 1447 and encodes 472 amino acids. Lineage: Eukaryota; Viridiplantae; Streptophyta; Magnoliopsida; Poales; Poaceae. The record is from RefSeq and is a predicted model, not a curated record.
AUCGAGGCUUCCAGGAGAGCAGCGUGACAUGGGAAGCAAUCACGACGGAAACGUAGUAGUCGCCGGCGUUGACCGUGUCCGCGUCCUGUCCCGACGCGUCGUCCGACCGUCCGGUCACGCGCCGCCGCCGCCGCCGUGCGACGAGGUCAUCCACCUCACGCCGUGGGACCUCCGCCUCAUCAGUAUCGACUACAUCCAGAAGGGCGUCCUCCUGCCCAGCCCUCCGCUCUCAGGCGGCGCCCUCGCCGACGCCCUCGCGUCCUCCUUCUCGCUCGCGCUCGCGCGGUACUACCCUCUCGCCGGCCGUCUCGCCGCCGACGAGCGCGCCGACGGGACGGUCACCAUCACCCUGCGCUGCACGGGCGAGGGCGCCGAGUUCGUCCACGCGGCGGCGCCCGGCGUGGCCGUGUCCGACGUCGUCUCGUCUCUGUACACGCCGUCGGAGGUAUGGUCGUUCUACUCGUACAACCUGGUGCUCGGCGCCGACGCCGCCGUCGAGCCGCGGCCCCUUCUGUCGGUGCAGGUCACCGAGCUCGCCGACGGCGUCUUCAUCGGCAUGUCCAUGAACCAUUCCGUCGGCGACGGAACCACCUUCUGGGAGUUCAUGAACACCUGGUCGGACAUCAAUCGCCGUGGUGGUGGUGGCGUUAUCACCGACGACAUGAGAGAGAUCGCCACGCCGGCGCCGGUGUUCCGGCGGUGGUUCGUCGAGACAACCCCGGUGUCGAUCCCCAUGCCGAUCGGCAAGCUGCAGAACGUCGUCAAGAGGUUCGAGCGGCCGGACGUGCAGGAAUGCUUCUUCACCUUCCCGGCGGCAAGCGCCCGGAAGCUCAAGGCGAGAGCGAACGAGGAGAUGGCCGGGACGUCCACGGCCACCAUCUCCUCGCUCCAGGCCGUGCUUGCGCACCUCUGGCGAGCCGUCUGCCGAGCCCGGCGCCUCCCGCCGGAGCAGGUGACGUUCUACACGGUGAUGAUCGGAUGCCGGGGCCGCGUGAACGGCAUCCCGCCGGGGUACGUCGGGAACGCGCUGGCGUUCGGCAAGGCGGAGGCGACGGCCGGCGAGAUCCAGGAGAGGGGUCUCGGGUGGACGGCGUGGCUGCUCAACCGCGCCGUGGCGUCGUUCGACGAGGCUGCCAUGCGGGAGUGGCUGGAAGGCUGGGCGAGGGAGCCGGAGUUCACGUACAUGUCGAAGCUCCAGUCCACCGCCGGCGUGGCGCUGAUCACCGGGAGCUCGCCGCGGUUCGACGUGUUCGGCAACGACUUCGGGUGGGGGCGGCCGGUGGCGGUGCGGAGCGGCUCCGGGAACAAGAUGGACGGGAAGGCGACGGUGUUCGAGGGGCCGGAGCGGGGAGGGAGCGUGUCGCUGGAGGUUUGCAUCGCCCCGGACGCGCUCCGGAGGCUCGCCGCCGACGAGGAGUUCAUGGACGCCGUCAGCCUGCCCGCCUGAUUAAUUGCCGGUGGUUUGGUUUUUCGCCCUUCCAAAAAUUUGUUAAUUAUCUAUCUUUCUAUUCGGAUAUGACUCAUUUUCGUAGCAGAUCAUUCAUAUAUAUCGUUAAACCACCUCAACAAAACUUUCGUAAUAUUUGUCCAUCAUUUCUUUUUUUUUUGCAACCAACACAAGCAAUGCAUUUUCAAACUUUACUCGCUGCUUGAGAACAUUUUCGAAUGUAUUUUGGCAAUGAACUUUGAUCGUUUGGCCAUGGACACACCACCAAGCGAGUUUCAUACUAUAAACUUUUCUG